Molecule: messenger RNA, 1660 nt
Organism: Fopius arisanus
Lineage: Eukaryota; Metazoa; Arthropoda; Insecta; Hymenoptera; Braconidae
Product: 8-oxo-dGDP phosphatase NUDT18
Exons: 3
Coding region: 165-1163 (332 amino acids)
Molecular function (GO): 8-oxo-dGDP phosphatase activity; magnesium ion binding; 8-oxo-GDP phosphatase activity
Source: RefSeq, a predicted model, not a curated record
GAGUAUUAUUUGUACCGUUGGGUGUUGUACGUGGGUUUAGGUGCAAUGCAGAGGCGAGGCAACGUGUUCACUCCAUGACGUUACGAGUCAGGAAGGUCACUGAAUCUCGCUCCAUUGCAUUAUUUUAUAUCGGCGUGAAAAUAGGAUUAUUCCACUGGUGAAAAAUGCCUGACGUUAUUGAGCAGAAGAUUAAACAAGUUUUGGGGGGAUUGAGUCUAGCUGACAGUGAUCAACUCUGUGAUUUCACUCUGGUUGAGCAGAACGAGGCGAUUGAGGCUCGAGGUAUUCAACCGACAGCGAGCUCGAACUAUGUCCCCAUCUGUCAGAAGACGGUCACCUACAUCGUGGCAGCAGUUCUCAUAAAUGAACACGAAGAAGUCCUCAUGAUUCAAGAAGCAAAAGCAUCCUGCGCUGGCAAGUGGUACCUCCCAGCUGGAAGAGUAGAGCCAAACGAGAAUCUCUAUGACGCAGUGAAACGCGAAGUCCUGGAAGAGACUGGUCUCUCGAUGGAUCCUAAGUCCUUGAUAAUGGUGGAGUGCGCCAGUGGAUCGUGGUUCAGAUUCGUCAUGACUGGAGAAGUCACUGGGGGAACACUUAAGACGCCUGAUCAGGCAAAUGCUGAGUCUCUCCAGGCGAGUUGGGUGAAGAACGUAGAGGAUCUGUCACUGAGAUCAGCUGACAUCCUUCCACUGAUCCAGAGGGGACGGGAUUAUCGAAAGGGCGUCAAUCCACCUUGGCACAGUCCCAUUUUACCAGCUGACAAAUCCAGGGAGAAACUCUUUCUCAGGCUCAUUGUCUGCAUCAAGAGGAAAGCUACUAAUCGAAUGCACGUAUUGUUGUCAGAAAAAACAUCCCUCCACCUUCCAGUCUGCGAGAUAAACCCCAACAGGAACUUGCACUCGACGUUGCAUAAAUUCAUGGUCGAAGUGUUUGGUGACGGAGUGGCCCAGCAUCGACCCCAUGGCCUCCUCUCCGUGGAAUUCAGUGGUGGAAGUGGUGGUGAUGGUCUGUGCUUCACUCUUCUCAUAUCUUUUCGCCCUCCCCUCGAAGAAGUCCCCAUAAAGGGAAAAUAUGUGUGGCACGAACUAGCCCAGAAUGUUGCCGAUGGUCUCGCCCAACGUCUCCCGAAGAACAUGACUGUUUCUUUGAAUGUAGUUCGUUGAAUUCAGUCGAGUUACUCGUCAUUUAAUCCUGCAAGAUUGAUCUUGAAUAAAUCCUAGAGAUCCCCGAUUCCUAGUAAAAAAAAUCCUGAAAAUAUUUCAUUCUAAUAACAAAAAAAUGUCGAUUAAAAAACCGUGGGAAUUGCGUCUUAUCAACUUUGAAAACCAAAAACGAUUCCCAUUAAAUUCAUUUUUCAAGGACUGCAAAAUCAUUUUGUCAGGAUUUUUUUCUAUAGUAUUAAAUGACCUCUCACCAUCCAAUCUCCUGUCCAAAUUGUAUAUAAAUGUUUCAUAUUGAUGACAGAAUCUAUUUAUAUAUUCUAACAUGUACGGAAAAGAUCAAUAGAAAGCCGUGUUUUUUAUUAAGAAAGUUUAUUCAACAAUUCUAUUUUCAUCAGGUAGAAAGGUUGCCUAAAAAAUUAAUUGAGAGAUAUUUCCGAUGCGGAUGUAUUGCAAAUUUUAUCCAUUGUUUUGGAAGGAAUAAAAAAACUUCUAUUGAA